Lodderomyces pseudojiufengensis is the source of this 2886-nucleotide messenger RNA. RefSeq lists its product as uncharacterized. Bases 1 to 2886 code for a protein of 961 amino acids. The transcript has a single exon. NCBI's taxonomy places the organism in Eukaryota, Fungi, Ascomycota, Pichiomycetes, Serinales, Debaryomycetaceae. The record is from RefSeq and is a predicted model, not a curated record.
AUGCUUAGAUUCAAUAAAAAAAACAAAUAUAGGAUCAGUAAGCUUCUUGCUCGACAUGAUAUUGAAAAUCAGAGAAGAGAAUCAAUUACAAAUAAUGUAACAAAUCAUCUUAAUCAAAUUCAAAAUUCUAACGAUGAUAUUAAUGUAACACAACAACAAAUAAAUUAUCAAUAUCAACAACUUCAACUACAUCAACAACAAUAUCAACAACAAAUUGAUCAUCAACAUCAAUUACUUCAACAACAUCAACAACAUCAACAUCAAUUUUUACAACCCAUUAUUAAUCAAAGAAAUACAUCUUCUUAUAAUCCUACUUUUAAUAAUUUCUUAAUUUCCUCCGAAAAUUUGAAUUUACCGAAAAUUGGCAAAAGCAUAAAAAUUUGGGAUGACAAUAGUGAAAAUAUUCCCAUAGAUGAAGAUGGAGAAAAAGAUGAAGAAGAAGGAGUAGAUAAGGAAGAAGAAGAAGAAGAAGGAAAUGAAGUAGAAGAAGAAGAAAAUGAAGUAGAAGAAGAAGAUGAAGAGGAAGAAAUUAUUAAUAAUUCAUCAAUGGAUGUGGACAGCAAUGAGGAAAAUGAUGAAACUCCAGGGCCUAUUGAACAUCCAAAUGAAAUAAUAGAAAAAAUUAUUAGAAAAUUAAAUGUGGAUGCUGACAUGGAACAAAAAUUAAAACAUGAUAAAGGAAGAAAAAUAUUAUUUCGUGCAAAUGGAAUUGGAAAUGAUGUUUUAGUGGACUUGUGGGAAAAUCAUAGAGUUAAAGGGGAAGACAGACGCCACUUUUGUGAGCGUUUUGCCAAUAACAGUAUAUUUAAAAAUUCCUCAGCUGAUAUUUUAACAAACAAAUUGAAUUCUUUGAGCAGAGGUGGUAAAAUUUCAUUAAUGGAACCAGGCAAAUUAGACGCUUCUCAAAUCUUUGGAAUCACAAGCUUAAACGAUAUUACAAAAUCAAUUAUCAAAGAUUUUGAUGGAGAAAAAUUUGCUCCAUUCAAAAAUAUUUUUUCGGAUAUCGAAACGGAUGUGGUAUCCAGAUUAUUUAACCCAGACAAUUAUCAAGUUAAAUCCUUUCUGGAGGAGUUUGAAAAUAUUGGGUUUUUUAAAUUUCGAAAUAAAUCUUCACUUCAAGCUUUAAUUCAGUUGGUUAAGAAAAAACAACAUGAAGCUAAUGCUGCUGGUGCUACAGAAGUAAUCAAUUUUGAAAGAUCUAGUCCUAAAUAUGAUGAUUUGAUUAUAAGAGAUGAAAUUUUAGAAAAACUAAAUAUCAAUAUAGCCAACAUUACCCCAUCAAAAGCAGGAUCAAAAUAUGAAGAAUGGGAAUUAAAAAUUAUUAAUCAUGUGUUUCUCAAAGAGAAGUCAAAAGAGUACCAACACUCAUCUACUGCUAUAUGCAAAGCUUUGAGCUUAGAAGGAAUUUUUAAACAUAGAACUGCUAAAUCAAUAGAGAAACACAAACGUAAUGCGUCACAACCGAAUAAAGUAAAAACAUACGAAUGGAAAGAAUUAUUGGAUAAUGAAACAAUUAAAAAAGAAACUGGUUUAGAUUUAUUACAAAUAAAAGCUUCGCCUAGAGGAUCAAAAUUUACAAAUGAGGAGGUGAAAAUUGGUAAGUAUAUAAUAGAAAACUUCAAAUCUUUAAAAACAAAUGAAAUUGGAAAAAUUAUUGCAGGUAAUUCAAUUUUCAAGAAUAGAACUGUUAUAUCAUCAGUUUCUUUACUUCAUAUUAGUCAACCGAUUAGUCAUUUAAGUUCUGAGUCUAAUUCUAAUGAUACCCAAGCUAUGACUGAAAUGAAAACGGCUAUGCGUGAUUUAGGAAUAAGCAAAAUCAUAAUUCCAAAAGCUGGUUCUCCUUAUUCUGAUAAUGAAGAAUUAAUUUUGAAGAAGCUUUUUGAAAAUUCUAUUAAAAGUACUUCAAUUAUUAGUGAAUUUGUUAAUAAAUUUAGUAAUGUCGGGGUUUGGGAAAAUAGAUCAGAAAGAGCAUUAACUGACAAAAUACACACCUUAAGAGCAAAAAACGAGUUGAAACUUCCAGAUGAUAUUAAAGUUACAGAUUAUUUCAAUGUCACCGACAUAAAUUCAAUCUCAAUGGAAGACGUUCUUCAAUACCAAUUUGAAAAAUUUGCAAGACCAACAGGAGAUUAUAAAAAAGCUGAAAUAGAAUUAAUAAUUUAUUUAUGGGAUUUGUUUCUUGCUGAUCCAGAAGAGUUUUCAUCUAAGAGUAUUGUAAAAAAAGAUUUUGCUGACUUACUCAAUUCAAACGGAUUUUUUAGAGAUAGAACAGGAUUAUAUACGAAAAUCUUGACUCUUGGUUUGAAUGACCCAAUAUUGAGAACAAAUCAAGAAUUUAAUUUGGAUCAAACAAUGUUAAUGAACUUAAUUAAUGAAAAAGUUGAUUUGAACAACUUUCUGUAUAAGCCUGGUAAUUCAGAUUUUCUGUUUAAACAACAAUUUGUGUUGGAGUUGGUCCUUUCGUUUGCCACUAAUGAUAUAACAUCAAAAACUAUAGCUAAUUUCAUUUGUUCCAGCGAAUUAAAAAACAAAAUUUUUAAAAAUAGACGAGUUGGCACUAUAAGUCAAAACAUUCAAAGAAUUAGAGAACAUAAUUUAAAUGAAAUUUUCAAUGUUGAACAAAUUGAAAAUAUUUCAAUUCAAAUGGUCAAUAACUUGAAUUCAACUCAAUAUAAACCUAGAGGACUAUCAAGUAAUUAUAGUUACAAUGAAAUGAAAUUGUUCAUUUCAUUAUAUAAUCAUAAAGAUGAAUCAAUGUCCAUUAACACAUUUUUAAAUGCCUUAGCUGGAAAAGGCUUUUUUAAAAAUAGAGAUUAUAAUUCAUUAAGAAAUUUAAUGAGAAAGCUAAUUAAAGAUAAAGAUAUUGAAGUCGUUAUUGAUUUUUGA